Molecule: messenger RNA, 1558 nt
Organism: Prunus mume (Japanese apricot)
Lineage: Eukaryota; Viridiplantae; Streptophyta; Magnoliopsida; Rosales; Rosaceae
Gene: FLA2
Product: FASCICLIN-like arabinogalactan 2
Biological process (GO): shoot system development; root development
Cellular component (GO): plasma membrane
Source: RefSeq, a predicted model, not a curated record
CACCCCCUACCUAAACCAAGCUGGCAUAACUCAUAAGUCCUCAGCCUCAUCACAUAUAAGCACACAAUCUCUUUCUUCUUCCCAUUCCUCCCCCUUGCCCAAAACCCACCUCCACUCCCCUUCCCCUCCUCCACAUUUCCACAAUGCCACACCCACUAGCCCUCACCUCCACCCUAGCCCUCUCAGCCCUCUUCCUCUUCCUCCUCUCCUCCACAUCCCAAGCACAUAACAUUACGCGCAUACUCGCCAAACACCCCGAGCUCUCCUCCUUCAACCACUACCUCACACUCACCCACCUCGCCACCGAGAUCAACCGCCGCCAGACCAUCACCGUCCUCGCCAUCGACAAUGCUGCCAUGUCUUCCCUCCUCUCCAAAGGACUUCCUGUCUACACCAUAAAGAAUGUGCUCUCCCUCCAUGUUCUUGUGGAUUACUUCGGUGCCAAGAAACUUCACCAGAUCACCCACGGCACCACCUUGGCUAGCAGCAUGUUCCAGGCCACGGGGGUGGCGGCAGGGACUUCGGGGUACGUGAACAUCACCAACCUCAAGGGCGGUAAAGUCGGCUUCGGAGCUCAAGACAAUGAUGGGAAGCUCAAUUCCUUCUAUGUGAAGUCUGUGCAGGAGAUUCCAUACAAUAUCUCCGUCUUGCAAAUCAGUCAGGUAUUAACUUCGGCGGAAGCCGAGGCGCCAACCGCAGGGCCAAGCCAGCUGAACCUAACGGCGAUCCUAUCAAAGCAAGGCUGCAAAGCCUUCGCCGACUUGCUGAUCUCCUCGGGAGCCGACACCACCUUCGAGACCAACAUUGACGGAGGCCUAACGGUGUUUUGCCCAACUGACGCCGUCAUCAACGGCUUCCUCCCCAAGUACAAAAACCUAACGACAUCCCAAAAGGUGUCGUUGCUGCUCUACCACGGCAUCCCCGUGUACCAGUCCCUCCAGAUGCUCAAGUCCAAUAACGGCCUCGUCAACACGCUGGCCACCGACAAGGCCAACAAGUUCGAUUUCACCGUCCAAAAUGACGGCGAGGUCGUCAGCUUGGAGACGGAGGUCGUGACGGCGAAGAUAACGGGGACGUUGAUCGACGAGGAGCCUCUGGUGAUUUACAAGGUGAACAAGGUCUUGCAGCCGACGGAGCUGUUCAAGGUGAAGACCUCGCCUGCGCCGAAGGAGGUGGCGGAGGGGCCGGAUGAUUCUGCAGACGCGCCGGGAUCUGAUGAUUCGGAGGAUCAAACGGCUGAUAGUGAUAAGAAUGGAGUCGCGGGAUUGGACGGUGGGAGAUUGGGUAUGGUUGUUUUGAGUUUGUGCGUUGUGGUUUUUCUUUUGUGAUUGGCUGGAGAGGCCUUGUUUGUGGGAAAAUUGGAAAGAAAAAAAAAAGAUUCUUCAUUUUAUUCGAAAAAAUAAUUUAAUGUAAAAAAUGUAUUGUGUAUUACAAUUAAAUUGCAUAUUAUUAAAAUUUGAGUUGCAGGUUAAUUAAGGUAGGGUGUAUACAUAUUCAACGUUUGAUGGGUUGGACUGGACUAUUUCAAUUACAGUUAUGGGUGUCGUUUGGUGUAUUG